Messenger RNA from Aspergillus niger, 567 nucleotides. RefSeq lists its product as hypothetical. The transcript has 7 exons. The coding region runs from base 1 to 567 and encodes 188 amino acids. Lineage: Eukaryota; Fungi; Ascomycota; Eurotiomycetes; Eurotiales; Aspergillaceae. The record is from RefSeq and is a predicted model, not a curated record.
AUGGGGUGGUAUAAAGUCCUCGGAAUGGAUAUGCUCAUCAGGUUCUCAACGUUGAUGAGGGACCUGGGCGUUGCUAUGUUGCCAGACAGCUUUGUUUCGGAAAUUGCUUACAACUGGCCAGGCGCAGCAUCCAGCUCCACACUGGGCAGCCUUUACCCAUCGUGCGCCGUUACAGAUUGCCACGGCGCCAAAGUCGUCGGUGCAGUCGUAAGUGCUGCUACCGCUGCAGGGGCCCCCGAUGGUUGCGGUUCCAUGAGCAGAGGCGAGAAGUGUGGUAACGACGGUAAAGAUAUUCUGGAACUUGCUGAGGAUAUUGAUGAUGCGAUAAUUUGGGCUCGGAUUGUGCUGGUGUUGGUUACGAGUGCUCGUACAAUUCUCAUGAGGCAACACAUUGUUGGACAGAAUCAUAGCCACUCUUGGCUCCAUGCAAAACCGCAGCUAUCCAAUGAACUUGUGCCGGAUACCCCGGGUAGAGCCUGGUAUGCCAUGAUUGAUUUGCCAGCUAUGCGCAAGAGUACGCUGGCUCAGAAGAAGCCAUCGGGAGCUACCAAGCAUAAUAGCUUUUGA